Messenger RNA from Rattus rattus (black rat), 3038 nucleotides. RefSeq names its product SS18 subunit of BAF chromatin remodeling complex (gene Ss18). Gene Ontology annotation, molecular function: transcription coactivator activity. The record is from RefSeq and is a predicted model, not a curated record. The coding region runs from base 139 to 1395 and encodes 418 amino acids. The transcript has 11 exons. NCBI's taxonomy places the organism in Eukaryota, Metazoa, Chordata, Mammalia, Rodentia, Muridae. Gene Ontology annotation, biological process: positive regulation of transcription by RNA polymerase II. Gene Ontology annotation, cellular component: nucleus.
CCAGCGAGGCACGCGACCCCGGAGCAUCCUCCCCCACCGCGCGCGCUAAGGUGGGACUGCCCGGAGGCGGGCGUCGGGCCCCCAGCUCCGCGGCCCCCGGAGCGCUCGGGACUCGCUGAUCGCGGGCUCGGCGGCAAUAUGUCUGUGGCGUUCGCAGCCCCGAGGCAGCGGGGCAAGGGCGAGAUCACGCCCGCCGCCAUCCAGAAGAUGCUGGAUGAAAAUAACCACCUUAUUCAGUGUAUAAUGGACUAUCAGAAUAAAGGGAAGGCAUCGGAGUGCUCUCAGUACCAGCAGAUACUGCAUACAAACCUGGUAUACCUUGCUACCAUAGCAGACUCCAAUCAAAAUAUGCAGUCUCUCCUACCGGCGCCGCCUACACAGAAUGUGCCUAUGGGUCCUGGAGGGAUGAGUCAGAGUGGCCCUCCACCCCCUCCCCGCUCUCACAACAUGCCUUCAGAUGGAAUGGUGGGUGGGGGCCCUCCUGCACCACACAUGCAGAACCAGAUGAACGGCCAGAUGCCUGGGCCUAACCAUAUGCCAAUGCAGGGACCUGGACCCAGUCAGCUCAGCAUGACGAACAGCUCCAUGAAUAUGCCUUCGAGUAGCCACGGCUCCAUGGGAGGCUACAACCAUUCUGUGCCAUCGUCCCAGAGCAUGCCCGUGCAGAACCAGAUGACAAUGAGUCAGGGGCAGCCAAUGGGAAACUAUGGUCCCAGACCAAACAUGAAUAUGCAACCAAAUCAAGGUCCCAUGAUGCACCAGCAGCCUCCUUCUCAGCAGUACAGCAUGCCACCUGGAGGUGCGCAGCAUUACCAAGGACAGCAGGCGCCCAUGGGACUGAUGGGUCAAGUUAACCAAGGCAGUCACAUGAUGGGCCAGAGACAGAUGCCUCCCUAUAGACCUCCACAACAGGGCCCACCACAGCAGUACUCAGGCCAGGAAGACUAUUAUGGGGACCAAUACAGUCAUGGUGGACAAGGUCCUCCAGAAGGCAUGAACCAGCAGUAUUACCCUGAUGGUCAUAAUGAUUACGGUUAUCAGCAACCGUCGUAUCCUGAACAAGGCUACGAUAGGCCUUAUGAGGAGUCCUCACCACAUUACUGCGAAGGAGGAAACUCGCAGUACGGCCAGCAGCAGGACGCUUACCAAGGACCACCUCCACAGCAAGGAUACCCACCCCAGCAGCAGCAGUACCCGGGGCAGCAGGGCUACCCAGGACAGCAGCAGGGCUACGGUCCUACCCAGGGCGGUCCAGGGCCUCAGUAUCCUAAUUAUCCUCAGGGUCAAGGUCAGCAGUAUGGGGGCUAUAGACCAACACAGCCAGGACCACCACAGCCGCCGCAGCAGAGGCCUUAUGGGUACGACCAGGGACAAUAUGGAAAUUACCAGCAGUGAAAAUGUCCUUACAUUCCAAUAGCCAGCACCUAUUAGCAGCCACAUUGUCACAGCUCUGCACCGUGGACACCCCCGGGAAGGCUUCUUCCAUUCCAACUAGUUUUUGGAAAAACCUUUGGCUAAAUGGCUGCUUCGUUGGCAAGUAGCUUUUAUGGUGUAGUUUCUAAAGGCUUUCGUAGCUACCAACGCACCUGAUUUCACGUUUCUACUCUAGAUGGCAACAUUGGACAGAAAAUGCACUGACACAAGGACUUGGCAGCCAUUUCAACUGUGUUCCAAAUGGACUGUCACAGACUGAAAGGCGUGAACAGUUUUGCGUGUUCACGGAGGUUGAGGGUUUCAUACUUUUCCACAGAUUAUUUUGUAAGGGGAAGGGGAAAUGUACACUUUCUACAGCAGCCAUAUUUUGUCUAUAUGUUUAUUUCAUGUGGUGAAUAUGCAAAGCGGUACACUCCACACUGGGCAGAGAAUCGGAACCCGGCAGUGUGCAGUGUGGUAGACGCUCAGCGCUGUGGUGCUCUGAAGACAGGCGAGGCGAGGCAGAAGCCCACCACAGGCCCGCUGUUAGUUCUUAGAGGAAAGUCACAUCUCUCUUAUCUACCAGAUUAGCAAGGGCACUGUGAUACAGUUUUUGAGUACAAAGACAUUUUUUAAAAAGCCUUCCAGUUUUGUGCAUUAAAACCUUUUUGUAAAGAUGAUUUAUAAUACUGUUUUCAAAAGCAAGGCAAUAAUUAUGUUGCAUUGUGGACUUGGGCAGGUUUGUGUAAAUGAAGAGGGAAGCCUCUUAAACCAGCAAUAACUGAAAGGGAGAGAGCAGGAAGUCUACCUUCUGAGCAGUCAGGGAGCUUAGUCCUGUGAGCUCAUCUGUGACCUCAUCACAGAGGAGUCAGCGGCGAGCUCACCUUAUUCCUUAACAUAAUCGGUUGGGGGAGCUGAGGAGAGUCGUCUAGGAGGCUUUAAUGCUUGUGUAGUAACUUUGUUACUGGGUGCAAGCAAAGGGGCCCCCUUAUGUCCCUCUCUCUUCAUCUUGGGUAAUGCAAGAGGAGAAUGCCUAUGACGGGCUUUUCCGACUCGUACUGAAAGCCUAGAGGUGGCAUUUCACGGUUUCUCGUUCUUAAGCACGACAUGACAUACUUAAUCAUUCUUUGAGACUGAUUAUUUUAGCUAAAUUUGGGGAUAUGGCAAGGGGCAGGAAGAUGUGCACUGAGAGAUUUUAACCACAUCUGUUUAAGCAGACUUUGAAAAUCUCUGGCCCGAAGGUAAGUUGUUCUGUCCUCGGAGUUGUCUGCGUCCAGGGAAUAUGACUGAGUAUAUGCCUUUGUAAUGGAGGUCGGUUUUGCCAUUUCUAACUGCAAACAGAACAGAAGGGGUGCCAUAAAUUCACAGCAUACUGUUCUCAACAUACUGUAAUCCAAAAGGGUUUCAAUGUGUCUGUAUGAGAGUGCGUGUGUUUCUAAGGUCAGUAGAGGGUGUUCUUCAACUUGGUCAGUAGAAAUAGGCAUCAAGUGUGACCAGACGAGGUGUGGAAAGCCUUGCGAGGAGAUGCUUAUGAGUUCUGUGCCAGGUCCUUCACCACUGUGUACUUUAUUGCUAUUUAAAACUGUAUCAACUCUAACGAAAGAAUAAAUUAUUUGUGAUUUUAA